Messenger RNA from Laetiporus sulphureus 93-53, 1032 nucleotides. RefSeq lists its product as uncharacterized. NCBI's taxonomy places the organism in Eukaryota, Fungi, Basidiomycota, Agaricomycetes, Polyporales, Laetiporaceae. The record is from RefSeq and is a predicted model, not a curated record. Bases 1 to 1032 code for a protein of 343 amino acids. The transcript has 5 exons.
AUGGUCGCUUUAAUCCAGCGCACGAUGCUCGCACCGAUUAUCCUUAUACUAACUUGUCUCCCGCUCCACGUCUCCUCGGGAAACGUCCCUGAAGGCGGCGCCUGCUCUCCCUCCAACACCCACCUCGACCCUUCCUCUCACAAGCUCCUCAGUGACUGCUCCGAGACGACAUUCUGUUCCAGCUCUUCGUCCCAAGCAAACAUCACGACUUCCAGCUCCACAACGUCCACCAGCAGCACAGGCACCUGCCAGCCACGUCUCUGUCGCCGGGACGAGUUUCCGUUCUGGUACUACCACGCUGACGAAUCCGGCCCAUCAAAUGCUUCCGCUCCCCUUCUCACCCUGCCUCCGCUCUGUCCAGUCGGGCGUUUCUGUCCGGACGAGGGUAGCGGGUGUCGGCCGCUCGUGGCGCCGGGACAGCCAUGCGAGAUGAACCGGGACGACCAGUGCGCACCACCACCUGGCUCCGAACGAAUAGCAUUGUCGAGCGAGCGGAACGUCAAUGGGUCGAUAUGCUUACGCGAAAUCUGCAUGUACGCGAACGCGACGCUCGGCCAGGCUUGCAUCAUCGACAACAACACCUACGUUGACGAAGGCCCUGACGGACGACAGUAUAUUAACAGUAUCGCCCGGGACAACUGCCGCACCACUCCGCCGCAGCCACUGUAUUGUGACGGCGCGUCCCUGCAGUGCGUCCCAAGCAAGCCACUUGGCGCAGCAUGCGAUGCAGAUCGGGAGUGCGAGAGCUACAAAUGCGGCUCGUCGGGGACCUGUGUCCCUUCGCCGUCGAUGCCCUUGCGAAUUGCGCCAUGGAAGUACGCCAUCACAGCCGUCUGCGUUCUGGCUUGUAUGACAGCCACCCUCGCCGCUCUCGUCUUCGUGCACAAGCGUCUCCGCCUCCAGCGCUAUCGCGAGAUUCGGGAGUAUUACGAUGAGCAGAUGAGUUUACGUCGUUCGAUGGCGGCUCUUCACGCAGCCGUUGCGGAGAGACAUCGUUAUUCCGAUGCCUACGCAGAUGAGGACGAGAAAUGA